Molecule: messenger RNA, 4560 nt
Organism: Motacilla alba alba
Lineage: Eukaryota; Metazoa; Chordata; Aves; Passeriformes; Motacillidae
Gene: PDE9A
Product: phosphodiesterase 9A
Exons: 13
Coding region: 3445-4560 (371 amino acids)
Biological process (GO): cGMP catabolic process
Molecular function (GO): 3',5'-cyclic-GMP phosphodiesterase activity
Source: RefSeq, a predicted model, not a curated record
CUUUCAGGAGCUGUGAGAGUGAUGAGGGCAGCCCUGAGUCUCCUUUUCUCCAGGCUGAGCACCCCCAGAUCCCUCAGCCAUUUCUUGCAUCAUAACAUGACCAUAUUGUUACAGUGCAACAGCCAAAUUCAAUUCACCCGGUCCAUGAGCUCCUUUCCUGGUGUUUUGGGUUGUUUUGUUCCCCCUCGUGCAGUUUCUGAGUUGUUUCAGUACAUUAGGCAGAGCUCAGGUCCCAGAGAGGCAGGGAAAGGGCAUGAGUAAGGUGCUGCCAUCCAAUUUUGACUUCAAACCCCCUGUCCUUGAGGAUGCUCCUUGAGGAUGCUCAGCGUUGAAGUCAGGAGCAGGGAGAGCCUUUCCCAGCACUACAGCUGCAGAAAGAACUUUCCCACUAGAGCUGGCUGGGAAAAAAAAAAAAAAGAGUUUCUGGUUCCUGAAAGUUCCCCUGACCAGAAGCUACCUUGACCCUGCAGCUGCUCAGGGAGACUGAUCCCUUUGUCAGCAGAGAGAGGAAGAAAUGUCCUUAUUUGAAGAGCAGCUGCAGGGAAGCCUCUCCCUGGGGCCACCCCAGCCUCAGGCUCCUGGUGCUGAGGGAUGUCCAUGGAGGGGCCAACCUGCAGCUUGCCUAGCCCCCAGAAAGGAACCCAGGUAUGAAUUCCUCCCUGCCUGUUUGGCUGCUGCUUCUCCCGAGCCUCUGCUGGUUUAUUCUUUGACCCAAAAAAAAAAGAAAAAAAAAGAGGAAAGAAAAAUAAGCUCAGUCACUCUGCGUUUUCAGUGAAACUUCUGCCCAGCUCCAUUCCUCAGGGCUAAAUGCCAUGGAUUAGAGCAAAUGAGGUAAGCUGAGGGUCUUUGUAUCCCCUUGGCAGCCCAAGAAAGCAACAAUCCCAGGCAGCUAGGGGCUGCUUUUGGCCUCUGGUGAGCCCCUGGGACCCCUGGCACACACUCUGCCUCUCAACACUGGCAGCUCAAGGCACAGGAGGGAGAUAACCAAAGCAUUCAUGCCAUUCCUAGCAGGAAAAAUCUGAGCACCUGCCCACUCCAGCACUUUAUUUAGUGCUGGUUUAGGGAAGGCAGCAUGCCCAGAGCUGCUGGGCCGUGCAGGUGGACUGAGUUCACUCAGUUCUCUCCCUGAGUGGGUCCCACUGCUGAUGGAACCAGCGGCUGAUGGAGCAAUCUGUGGGAAGGAGCUCCCUGGGCUGCCUGUCUGCUCCAAGUCAGACUUCCAGAGUUUGCAACAGAGCCCAGUCUGCAGCAUUCUGAAAUAAUUCCCUGGGCUGUCGUGUUUAAGAAGCAAAACCGUGGGAGAGAGGGAGUGUCCAACCUCCCUGCUUGAGCUGGGCUCCCCGAGGUUGCUCUGAGAGCAAUGUUUCACUGCUGGAUUCAGCCCAAGGAUUUCUUUAGACAGCACAGGGUCUUUGCAGAAGGUAUUUCUCGCUGCAGAAUAAUGUAAUGGGCCCUUAAUCAGUGCACAUGACAUGGCCAUUUAUCAUUUGCAAGCCAAAUGUGGAGAGAAUUGUGCUUUUAUUUUGCCUUUUCUCCUGCCUCCUUCGAAGAUCCCUUUUCCACCACUUCCACAUGUGCUCUCCAGGAUUCCUUCCCCAGAGGGGACGUGUGUGUGUGGGGAUAAGUGCUCAUGACAGCACUACAUCUGCACCUCACAUGAAAUGUUCUCAGCUUCCUUCCCAUUCCUGCCUCGAGACCUCACCAGAGAUGUGUUUUCAGGCAGCCAAAUCUUAUAGCUGAUUUUUAAAUCCCAGCUAAAGCUUGUCACUUCCCCUUGGAAAAUGAGCCCUUGCAGAGCAAGCGCUGGGAAUACUUUGUCCCGUGGCUUGACUUACUCUGCACACAAGAAUAAGGAAGCUGGCAAAAAAAAAACCCUUUGCAAUUUGUAAGCACUUCACAUCUACCUUAAGAAAAUAAUUAUGUAAAUUCUCUGCUCCCCCAGAGAGAUUUGGGAUGAAAACCGAAGAGAUGCAACACAAAAAAAAAAAAUGCUCAGGGCUGCCAUUUUACACCAGAACUCCUCUUCUCCCUGCAGUUGCCUGCCCCACUUCCCUGUCACUGAUAACUCUGCUUGGCUCCCACUGCUUCAAACAGGCACUGGCCACCAAUUGGACAUCUUGGCAAAUGGAAUUUCUCCCAGGUGAAUGCACCAGCGUGGUACAGAGCAGCACAGGGCCUGCAGGUCAGCUACAGCUGACCAUCAGCAGCUGAGCAAAGCACCCCAAAAAGUGCAGGCAGGUAUCCAGAACAAAGAUAUCCAAUGAGCAGGACAGCAGCUUGCCUGCAUCGUCACACUGUGAUCACCCAAAGAAAUUGCCUGUAGCAAUGACAGACGAACAAAUAUAAAUGUCUAGGUGGGAUUUUUAAGAGAGCAUCCCUGUUAACAAACAUAAACUAACCCCCUUUCCCUUUCCUCUCCUUAUAUGUGGAAUUCUGGGCUUAGUUCAGACACAGCUCUUUCCCUUUUCCCAGUUCCAGCUGCAGUCUUGGUUGUUGCUCUCAUAAAGGUAAACAAAACUGAGGUCUCUGCUUAUCUCCAGAGCUGUGCCCUUCAAGGCAGGGCUUUAUCACUUGCUCUCCAGAUAAGUAUGAUCCAGACUGUGAUUUUCUAAGAAAGUUGCUGAAUACUGAUUUUCCGACGGCACGUUCCCCAAACCAUGGCUCAUCCGUGCAAACAACGGGUCCAGUAAACAAAUGAGCUGUGAAAUGAUGGCAUGUGAAUGACAUGCGGUAAUAAAAGGUGCUGUGUCCUUGAUCACACUGGCAGUUCAACGAGGGGGAAAGAAAAGGGAGAAUUAUUAUCACACUCUUGCUGCGUUGGGCUCUCUCAGCUAUGGGGAAUAAAGUGCCCCGCUGCAUAAAAAGGCAAUCAAACUUUUUUGCCUCGUGGCUCUCACAAUUACACGCAGGAGGGAAAUAUUGGAUUUUCUGUGCUGCAUGUAGAAAUAACCUUCGAUUACAGAAUUGAUUUGCAAAAAGAAGUGACAGGAUUUCAAUAAUUAAAAAAAAAGAAAAAAAAAGAAAAAAAAUCUAUAGUUAGAGCUGAAUUUUCAACAUUUUCCUCUCCCUCCUGCAUUCUCACUUUGGUUUUUCUGUAUCCAGCAAUGCCUCUCAGAGCUCCUUAAUGCUCUGCAUGAACUUCUGAAUUAAAACCUUUUAUCUUAAUGGGAAUUCUAAUCCUACUGGGACGUGUUUGCGCAGCCCUGCUUAUCAUCCCAUCACGGGAGUGGGGCUUUUUCCUGCUCAGGAUUUCCUCUGAUUCCUGCUCUGCAAGCCGAGGAGUGAAGGCACCAGAAGAGCUGCCUGCUGCUGUGCAGAAGCUGAGAUGUUAUAGCCAUUGAGUGAAUCAAAGCCCUGUGGCUGUUAUCUGCAUUGGCAGCAGAGAAUUCCUUGGAAGGCCUGAAAGUGGUGGAGAUUGAGAAAUGCAAGCGUGACAUUAAAAAGAUGAGGGAGGAAAUGGCAGCAAGAAGCAGCAGGACUAACUGUCCCUGCAAGUACAGCUUCUUGGAUGAAAACAAGAGGCCAGCUCCCCGGAGGGAUGUACCAUCCUACCCAAAGUACAUGCUGUCCCAGGAGACCAUCGAGGCUCUGCGGAAACCAACUUUUGACGUCUGGCUGUGGGAGCCCAACGAGAUGCUGAGCUGUUUGGAGCACAUGUACCACGACCUUGGGCUGGUCAAAGACUUCAACAUCAAUCCUAUCACCUUGAAGAGGUGGUUGCUGUGUAUCCACGACAAUUACAGGAACAACCCCUUCCACAAUUUCCGGCACUGCUUCUGCGUCACCCAGAUGAUGUACAGCAUGAUCUCGCUCUGCAGCCUCCAGGAGAAAUUUUCCCAAAUUGACAUUUUGAUUCUCAUGACUGCAGCAGUGUGCCACGACUUGGACCAUCCAGGCUAUAACAAUACCUACCAGAUCAACGCGCGGACGGAGCUGGCCGUGCGCUACAACGACAUCUCGCCGCUGGAGAACCACCACUGCGCCGUGGCCUUCCAGAUCAUCUCCCAGCCUGAAUUCAACAUCUUCUCCAACGUGGACCAGGACCAGUUCAAGCAGAUAAGACAGGGGAUAAUUACAUUAAUCCUGGCUACAGACAUGGCGAGACAUGCAGAAAUACUGGACUCUUUCAAGGAAAAAAUGGAAAACUUUGAUUACACAAAUGAAGAACACAUGACCUGUCUGAAGAUGGUACUGAUAAAAUGCUGUGACAUCUCCAACGAAGUCCGCCCCAUGGAGGUAGCGGAGCCCUGGGUAGAUUGCUUGCUGGAGGAGUAUUUUAUGCAGAGCGACCGAGAAAAAUCCGAGGGGCUCCCGGUGGCGCCGUUCAUGGACCGCGACAAAGUGACCAAACCCACGGCACAGAUCGGCUUCCUCAAGUUUGUCCUCAUCCCCAUGUUCGAAACAGUGACCAAGCUGUUCCCAGAAGUGGAGGAGGUGAUGCUCCAGCCUCUGUGGGAAUCCAGGGACCACUAUGAGGGGUUAAAACAGAUAGAUGAUGCUAUGAAAGAGCUGCAGAAACAGAAAAGUGAAGGUUUGACCACCGGCACUACUGAAAAGUGA